CGAGCAGGCUGCGUCCCCCAGCACCAGGCAGCUCGGCUCCCAGUCCAGGUGGGUGCUGGUCCCCCGAGGAAGGCUGGGCUGCUGGCCUCUGGGCCCCAGGAUCCCAAGCUGGUGGCCGAUGGCAGAGGGAUAUGCAGAGUCACACCUGGGCGGCUGAGUUUGAGCAGGGCACAGGUGUUAGGGGACCGUGCAGAGACACUGCCCGGGUGGGCUGAGGCCCUGUUCAUCUGGAUCCUGAUGCUGCCUGUGUCCCUUCCAGCCUGGCAGAGAGGUGGGGGCAGGGAAGGCCUGAUGUGUGUACCGGGCCACCUGGCGCUGGACGGGGAAACAGACCUCAGGAACGCAGCCCCCUCCCGGGGACAUGCAGCCUGACCCUGACGUGAUGGGCUGCUCUGGCCUGAGAUUGGGGUUAGUCUGGAGGGAGGGGCGGGGAGGGGAGUCGUGAGAGGCCCAGCCUCCCUCCCUGGGCGGCCCGGUGACAUUCCUGGGAGCUGGGGACUGACUCACUUCAAAGCCUUGGCUUCUGCUCAGCUAUUUCACCCUCCGCUCUGCCUGUCACCGCGCUCCUGCUGAGCUGAGCCCCACCUGCAGAACUUCUCCUCACCUGGCAGCGGCUAUCUCCUCCCAGCCAUCUACACCGGCCUGCAGACAGGUCCCCAGGGGCCACCCUCACCUGCUGCUGCUGCAGAGACAGCUGUCCCCAGCCAUGGCCGCGCAGGUGUCCCUGUGGCACCACUACCUGCAUGCCAUCCGCUCACGGGAAGCUCCCCGCGCCCAGGACUACCAGCGUGCGGAGAACGCGCUGCUCGCGGUGCUGGAGCGGGUGCAUGCCCUGGACCCCCGCUUCCUGGUAGACUACUCCCGAGACCUGCAGGCCUUCCAGUUCUCCCUGCGCUCCUCGGAGGACCCGCUGGACAUGGAGGUGCCCCUGCAAGUGAACACCGAGGCCCUCUUGAUUGAGGAGCUGGGGGCCCCGGAGCCGGGGGACGGCCCUGCCCUCUGCCGCCUGGGCGUCCCCAGGGAAGCAGUGGGCCUGGCGCAGUGGAGGACGGAGGACGUCUUCAGCACUUCUGAGGACGAGGGCAAGGCAGAGUGCUGUGGCCACAUCGAGCCUGGCAAGGUCCUGCGUGUCCUCAAGGACCUGCUGGUGGCUGCCAUUGUGCACUGCAGGCACCACAGCCUCAUCCCGCCAGGUUCGCUGAACGCGGCCAGUCUGAGUGAGGAGCAGCUGCACCUGUCUCUGCUGGUGUCCAGCGGCUGGAGGAAGAUCCGCUUUAACCUCGUGCCUGUGGUGAGGAGGAAGCAAGGCGCGCCCACCCUGGAGAGGGUCCGGUUGAUGCCCGGAUUCCCUGAGGGCACCUUGAGAAGGAUCCUGGGCCAUGGGGUGGACCUGAUGCCCGCCAGCCCCCAGCACUGGAGGGCCUCCACUGGCUACCCCCUCACCCAGCUGCUCAGCGGCCUGGGCUCCCUCCAGGGCCACCGCCUGGACAGCCUCUGCAUCCUGGACCGGGUGAACCACGAGAGCUGGAAGGACGGUGGCCAGAGCCCUGGCCUGACCUUUGACCACCUGAAGAUGGCGCUGCUGUGGGCCUCCGUGCUCUUCCCGGCGCCCGAGGACUGGGCGGAGCUGCAGGGGGCCGUGUACCGGGUCCUGGUGGUGCUGCUCUGCUGCCUGGCCACGAGGAACCUGCCACACCCCCUGUGCCCCGGGCACAACCUGCUGCAUGGCUGCGGCCUGGACCUCAGCGCCGUCUACCAGCGUGUGGAGCGCUUCGCCAGCCAGCCAGAGAUGUCCCUGCGCAUCCACGCCACCCACCUGGGCCGCAUCCCCCCGCCACGCAUCGACAACGGGGUCAAGGCGCUCCUACAGCUGCCUGCCAGUGACCCCGCCUACUGGACCACGGCCUACUUUGACGUCCUGCUGGAUAAGUUCCAGGUCUUCAACAUCCAGGAUAAGGACCGCAUCUCGGCCAUGCAGGGCAUCUUCCGGAAGACCAAGACCCUGGGCACUGAGCAGAGCUGAGCUGGGCCCCAGGCUCUGCCACCCCCGGAGGCUCCUGGGACGUGUGGAGAGGCUGGACUUCCCUUGGGGAGGGUGGUGGAGGGACUCUGCUCCCGGGAGUCCUCAGUCUGUCCAGGGGGCGGCUGUGAUAGUCAGUGCCGGGCAGCACUGUGUCCCCCAGGCCAGGGGCCUAGGAUGCAGCUGCCCCAGGUGGCACCACCAGGAAGACCCAGUGUCUGCAUGGGGACGUGUGGUGGCUCCUCCGUGCCUGAGUGCAGGCGGCCCUUGGUGGUGAGCACUGUGCCUGCUCCCACGGCCACCCCGCACAGGAGCCCCACUUUCUGUAUCUAGUGGAAAUACAGAGGCCUGGAGGCAGAGGGGGCUUGUGUGCCGACGA
Molecule: messenger RNA, 2399 nt
Organism: Ictidomys tridecemlineatus (thirteen-lined ground squirrel)
Lineage: Eukaryota; Metazoa; Chordata; Mammalia; Rodentia; Sciuridae
Gene: Mab21l4
Product: mab-21 like 4
Source: RefSeq, a predicted model, not a curated record